CCACCGGGAGGUUAUAAAAGCACCCACGCUGUGACUUGCUAGCCACCUUCCACGCACUUCCCGAUCAGGCAUCUCCCCCCGCGACCGUCCUCUGCGGCUUUUGUAGCAGUGGGUCAAACAACGACGCUAACACUGGAGCUGUAAAAUCAACAACGGGGGCUCCCGUUUAAAGCGCCUCAACAAGCUCACCAGCCAGCGCAGUGUGGUCACUUGCGACUUUCUCUGAAACAACUUUCGGAGAAGUGCAAAUUGAUAUACCAAAAACCACUGUCGCCGCCGCACAUCAACCAAAAAAAAUCUCCCCAAACAGAAGCAAAAUGGUGCAAAAUAAGAUAACCGAAGUCACUGGAUUCCACCGCUCGUUCAAGGGCCAAAAUCCCUUUGAAUCUGAUGACUUCACUAAAAAUGGAUCCCAUCUUAUUGACUCAUCUUUUAAUUUUGAUUCCUCCCCAAGACAUGACAUGCCUUCCAGCCAGCCUAUUGACAUCCCCGAUGCCAAGAAGAGAAACAAGAAGAAAAAGCGUUGCCGGGCAACAGACAGUUUCUCUGGACGAUUCGAGGAUGUCUACAGACUGCAGGAAGAAGUACUAGGAGAGGGAGCUUAUGCCAGAGUGCAAACAUGCAUCAACCUCAUAACCAACAAAGAAUAUGCUGUCAAGAUCAUCGAGAAAAGACCAGGUCACAGCCGCAGCCGUGUCUUUCGUGAGGUUGAGAUGCUUUAUCAGUGCCAGGGCCACAGUAACAUCCUGGAGCUGGUGGAGUUCUUUGAAGAGGAAGACAAAUUCUACCUGGUGUUUGAAAAGCUUAGAGGAGGGUCAAUAUUGGCACAGAUUCACAAGAGACGUCGAUUCAGUGAGCAGGAAGCCAGUGUUGUCGUGCAGGACAUUGCCAGUGCUCUAGACUUCCUGCAUAACAAGGGAAUGGCACAUAGAGACCUGAAACCUGAGAAUAUUCUCUGUGAGAGUGCAGACAAGAUUUCACCGGUCAAAAUCUGUGACUUUGACUUGGGCAGUGGGAUCAAGUUGAACAGCGACAGCUCACCCAUCUCCACCCCUGAGCUCCUCACUCCUUGUGGCUCUGCAGAGUACAUGGCACCUGAGGUGGUUGAGGCCUUCAGUGAAGAGGCCACAAUUUAUGACAAGCGCUGUGACCUGUGGAGCCUUGGGGUCAUCCUCUACAUCAUGCUGAGUGGCUACCCACCAUUCGUAGGCCGCUGUGGUGGUGACUGUGGCUGGGAAUUAGGGGAACCCUGCCACACUUGCCAGAACACUUUGUUUGAGAGCAUCCAGGAAGGAAAAUACGAGUUUCCAGAGAAAGACUGGGCUCACAUCUCCUCAAGUGCCAAAGAUCUAAUAUCCAAACUUCUUGUACGGGACGCCAAAAACCGCCUGAGUGCCAGCCAGGUGCUGCAGCACCCUUGGGUUCAGGGGGGUGCAUCUCAUACUUUGCCGACACCCAUUUUACAUCAAAGAACCAGCAACGCCAGAGAUCUGACCUUCUUUGCCGAUAAGGCCAUGGCUGUGAACCGGCAGCUGGCUGCACAAGAUGGCAUGGAAGAACAGCAGCAGCAGGAAGUCCCCUUUGUUGUUACCGCUACUGGCUCUUCUAUGCAACUCUCUCCUCCUUCCAACUCCAAGCUGGCCAGGCGCAGGCAGCGAAACAGCCAACCCAAGGGAGGGCCCGUCUCUGCUGCGGAGCUUCGUCAGCUCUUGGCCCCUCUUGUUAUUGUGGGGGACUGUGCCUGAACUUUGUCAACCCUGACCUCCGACCUUCCGUUAAGUUUCAAGUCCAGAUCUAAGACUACCCUGAGACUCUCCCUCUCCAGUUCUGGCCCCUCUCCCUCACUCUAGCUGGCCUUGGUUCCUCUGCCAUUCAGGCUUUCUUGCCUCGCUGUAAAGGGAGAUACUUCUUGCAGCCCUUUCUCUAAAUGCCUUCUGCCCUUCUGUAGCACUUCUGAAGCACAUCAGCCCAGGGCCUGCAUAUAGCAAACACACGCAAAUGUGCAUGUCAGGGUUUGGGAGGAGGGCCAUUUCAUGAUUUGGGGGAGAGCGAGAGAGAGAGAGAGAGAGAGAGGGAAGUAUUUUCUAAGUUAUGUCCUUUUUUUUUCAUAAAUCUCAGUUCAGAAGAAAUCAGAACACUUAUCUUGAGACUAAGCUCAGACACCAAAGGACAACCUGCUGUGCUGCUCCCACGUUACAACUGGAUCCACUGUGAAUUAAGUUGGAAUGUUCUCUUUGCCUGUAUGUAUACGCAUAAAUGGCCCAUCUGCAGAUACGUACAAGCUUAUGCAAUACGCCAAGAUGAAGGCUGUCCUGUCUCGAAGGGAUUCAGCAUAAGGGGUUGCAAGGGCUGUAAGCCAAUGCUGUCGGUGCCUGGUGUGGUCCAUUAUGUGGCUAGGGACUUCAAAGAUUUUUUUUUUUUUCUCUUUUCUGUCAUUUAAGAAAUUCCUCAAUACUGAGCCUCUUCUGUAAGUGUCUGAGAUCAAACACGCACUCAUCUAGCUUGGUGGCCAUGCACUUAAUGCUCUUGGAGCAAAGAAUGUUUGUCUGUACCCAGCCUGCCAUUACUUAUCUGUUGCACCGAUACAUACAGUUUAUUAUGUGAUCUUACAUGCUAAAUUAUAGGAGGACACACCUUUUCAUUGUUUAUGUGUGACAGUCAGGCAAGUCUAAUAGUAUUGAAUUAAACUAUUGCACUUGGGUUAUGAUGCAGGGCCACCUCUAAAUAAGACUUCUGCGUUAGCUCUGAAGUUUAACUGAUAUGUUGGUAUAAACUGGUGACGUUAAAUGGCUUGGCAAGUGAAAGUGGGUCAUUUACUUUCGUUGUAAAGAAUUCAUGAUGUGUCCCGCUGUGACAACCACAACUUGUAUUUUUUUUAAUUUUUUUUUUGUCCUUUCUACGAUCAAUUUAUGCAUUAGAUUUAACCUUGAAUAUUUUGUCAGUAAAGGUUAAAACUUCUAUCAGGGGUUUUGAAAAGCACAUUUUGGCCAAUGUGACCCAUGUGUCAUUUAUUGAUUUGAACACAUUCAUUUGGACCAUCAUCGUCUUCUUCAGGGGUUCACCAUCGUCUCGUUCUUGACGAGACACCCCAUUCAAAAUGGCGACAUUACAAGUUCUCAUUGCAAAGUAAGAGGGAGAAGAGUUUUUUGUUUUGUUUUUUUUUCAUAAAAGAAACAUUAAAAAAAAAGGAAAAACAUUCCACAAAAAGAAAAACAACAAAAAAAAGUCUUCCACAGAUGUGUAGCUGUAUUAAGUUUACUUCAUGUUUGAAAACUCCAUGUCAAUGUGCCACACUGAUUUUUUUUUUCUUUUCUUUUUUUCCAUUUUUAUGGCUGUUAAUAAGCUUUUAUUUUCUAUAAGGUGAUUUUCAUGCAGGUGCUGUUCAGUUCAGGUGAAACGCCGGAUGUUUUCCUUUAAGUUUUUUUUUUUUUUUAUGUUUUGUGUUUUUAAAAGUUCAGAGUAUGGUGUACAAGGUGAAAUGGACAGAGUUUAGUUGAGCUGGAGCGUUCGUGCCCAGUGAAGGCGAGUUUUUAAGUUGUUUUUUUUUUUUUUUUACGUGCAAGAGUCUGCAAUAAUCUUUUUUUUUUUUUCUGUUGUGUGUGUGUGUGUGUGUGUGUGUCGUUGUUGUUCUUUUUGUUCAGAUUAAGUUCAUUAAGCUCAUUUUGAAACUGACAGGUAAUGGACAGGUGAUGAGGUCUCACAACACUGUAGCCAUUUCACCAAAGAGGGUUCAAAGUCAUGAUAUUGAACACGCGAUCCAUCACCUAGCAGUGAGAAGUGGGGACUUCUGAUUGUCCACGUCUACUGUCGCCAGCACUGCAGUGACGGUACUCUGGAAAUGGCUCCCUUGGUGUCAAAGGACCCAUUAUGCUGAUAAUAUAGGACACUGUAAUAGUUCUAAAAUACCAUUCUACAGAUGCAUAGUUAUGGGGUUUUAUGUCUUAUAAUAAGACUUACUUGAAUUUGUGUAUGCAGCUGUUUCUUCUCCAUUUGGGAAACUCCUAUCGGUAAUCUCAAAAGCAUUAAGCUGAUGAUCAAGGCGAUCUUGGUUUUAAAUUUAACAAUACAGUUCAGUAUUCUGCCUUUUUCUCCCUUUUGAGCAUCAGACAAGUUAGUCCCUACUUUUUUGAUAGGGUUGGAUACUCAGAAACGCACAGACUUUGACCAUACUCUGUAAUAUACUGAAUGGUAUAGUAAGAGUUUUCUUGGUCAUGACCAUUUCUACUUUUGUCAAACGGCAGUAGCUUUGUUUGGACUGCCUUUUAUGGGGGUGGGAGGGGGGACAAAAUGAUAUCCUGAAGCCUCGCAAUUUUUUUUAAUAUUCCGAAGUCAUUUUGAAGUAAGGAAGUAUUAAUAUUCAGUUCAUGGAAAUGGGCAGUCCACCACCAUCAUCAGCCUCCUCACGAUUUGAAUGUAGCCCACAGGCAAGCAUUUACAAUCCAGCAACAUUGAUAAAAUGUUUAAUAAACUGUUCCAUUUCAUGGACGUGGUGUGGGGUUGUUCCGUCUAUGUUGAUAAAGUCCUCAGUCUUUUCGAGAGCUGACACCUGAUUUUAAUACUGUCCGAAUCACCCCAAGCCCAUUGUAGACAUGGGUAGUAAUUUGAAACAAAUACAUCUGUAAAGUAAAAAAAAAAAUAUUUUGAUUUAAAAUAAGCACUUUACUGUACCAUGUGAAUGAUUGCAGUUCACUCAAGGCAACAUUUCUGACAGUUGCUACAGAAUUUUGUAUUGUUUUUCUAAAAAAAAAAAUACAAUAAAAUGCUUUGAACUACA
Molecule: messenger RNA, 4774 nt
Organism: Scatophagus argus
Lineage: Eukaryota; Metazoa; Chordata; Actinopteri; Scatophagidae
Gene: mknk2b
Product: MAPK interacting serine/threonine kinase 2b
Exons: 14
Coding region: 318-1745 (475 amino acids)
Biological process (GO): peptidyl-serine phosphorylation; protein autophosphorylation; intracellular signal transduction
Cellular component (GO): cytoplasm; nucleus
Molecular function (GO): calcium-dependent protein serine/threonine kinase activity; calcium/calmodulin-dependent protein kinase activity; ATP binding
Source: RefSeq, a predicted model, not a curated record